Molecule: messenger RNA, 3645 nt
Organism: Trichobilharzia regenti
Lineage: Eukaryota; Metazoa; Platyhelminthes; Trematoda; Strigeidida; Schistosomatidae
Source: the annotation of a GenBank genome assembly
AUGUUUAGCUUUGGAAAUUACCCUAAAGAUAAACUUAUGAAUAAAGGUGUUUUGUCAAGCGAUACCCCAGUCACCCGUCUUUCCAAAAUACUUUCCGAGGCUAAUUUCCUUGACACUUCUAAGAAGACAGAACUAAAACUGAGUCAAAUUUCAAAAAUCGUACCUGCAGAUAUAGAUGAGAGUGCAAACCAAGAACCUCCCACAGCGUCAUCAUGGCCUGAAACUCAAGAAUUCUUAGUUCGUGAAGGUUCCAACAGUUGCUCAUCGGGUUACUACAGUAAUGCCACAACUCACUCUGCCCCAGCUUCUUGCAUAUGUGAACGCGUUUGUGAAACAAAUGCGUUUGAAAAUGAUCAGCCUGUUUCUACAAUUGAAAGUGCCUACUGUUUUUCGGAAUACUUGACACCUGCUGAGAGCAAACUUCGCAGAGCUCACUCCUGCUCAAGUCGGGGAUGGCUUGCCAAACGACAACGUCGGCAGCAGUGGCCACGGAUAUCUGGUAUAUGUAAAGUGAAAGGGGCUUCGAAUUCCUCCAUUUUGAAUGUUGACACUAAUUCAUGUCCCGCUGUCAUAAGUCACGAUAAUCAGUCAAUGAUGAGGCGUUAUUCUUUACCACCAGUUGGCGAAGUGGGAUCAUCUGGGACUUCAGAUGACUCGCCAGUAAAGUCAAAUAUCAUGAGUUUUCUAUCAUCCAAAAGUCCCAGCCCAAGAAAACAAGUAGACUUAUCAAACAGUUCAGUGUGCCCUGUGAUCAAAAAGCAACGUUUUGACUCUCCCACGAAGUCUAAUCUGGACGUUACACUACCAUCAGAGGAUGUGAAUGAUGUUUCAGACCAUGAAAUUGCUGGAAACUUAUUUCCAAAUUCAAAUCAUAUGCCAAGACCAUUUUUUGAUCUUCUGCGACAUCAUUCAACUCCUAUGCCAUCUUCUUAUUCAUACAAACCUUGCCCAAGAUCCCCUGUAGAAGUCAUUGCUGAAGGAGAUUUACACAAACCAGUUAUGUCUAAAUGUGUUUCCGAAUUACCUUCAAUUUCAUACGAUAGAAUUGCAAAGUGUAUCGGCUCUCUGAGCAGUCACAGUUUGUGCAGCGAUGGAAGGCGGUCACGUGCAUUGCGUGUUGUGGAUAGGACUGGCUCCGGUUUACACUGUGUGUCAACCGAAACGGUUGCUGAUUUGGUGUCGGGCAACAACAAACGAAAUGUGAAUUUUGUCAUUGUAGACUGCCGCUUUCCGUACGAGUAUGAAGGUGGACAUAUUAAAGGUGCAAUCAAUAUCUUCACCCACAGCGAUCUUGUUCAAGAAAUUUUCAAUCGUGUACCAGCACAGCGGCCUCCUGGUACGUCUGGACCCCCACGAUAUCUUGGUCAAGAAUUAGGUCGAAGAUUAGCAGUAACACAGCGAGAACCACUAUCCGCACCAUGUGAGCUUCUUUCUGAUGAUGAAGAUGACUUGGAAAUUUUUGGAAAUACGACUUCAGAUGUUUCUGACUCUGAUCUACCAUGUGCCGAUGAUAAUGGUAUAACGGAGACAAAUCUACUUGGUGAUAGUUCGAAAUCAGAGCCAGAUCUCAGUUAUAUCAGCAGUAGUACAGCGAAUUCCGGUGACUCAAACACUCAAGACCCUCCAUUUGUUGUCAUUUUUCACUGUGAAUUUUCCUCUCAGCGUGCACCUGCCUUGGCUGCAUUCCUACGAAGUGUUGAUCGUGUGUCAAAUUACCACCGCUAUCCGUUUCUCUAUUUUCCGGAGAUCUAUGUUAUGAAAGGUGGAUACUCUGCAUUUUAUAAAAAAUUCUCUCAUUUGUGUACGCCGCAAGAAUAUGUGAAAAUGUUCCAUCGAGACCAUAGAAAUGAUUUGCGUUUGUACAAGCGUCUCACACGUCGUGUAAGUUCUGCCUGUUUGGCAUGUAUUAAACCACAACCAAACGAAAACAAAAAGCCAGAUAUACCAUUGUGUGAAGUCGACAGUUUUUGUCAGCUUCCUCGACUGAAGAAACCUGAUGACAUUCCACUGCAACUUCAAUUUCCUUCGAAGCAUGCAUUCCAUAUCGGGGACGAAAGCGAUGUUUCCUGUAACAUGCAGGUUGAGAAUAAGGAAAACUGUGUACCAGCAGACGUUUGCAGCCAUUCACAAAAUACCUCUACUCAUUCUUCAAGUAAUGAGAAGCCUGAUGUGACUUCUCCUUCUGUAGCACCUUGUAGUUCUGAAAGACUAUCGUCGAGUAUGGUAGAUAGUCCUCUUGGUUUGGCAGAGGUGGUUGUCAGGGUUGGUCGUCGAGUGAUUGCAGCCACGUUGGGUGGUGCUGGCGCAAAGUCUACUGAAGUUGCUCGCGUUUUAAAUCAAGUAAAACAACCUGAAUCGGUUCAACCAGUUAAUGUUGUACAAAGGAGGCCACAGGCGCGUUUUGCACUGAAACGUGCUCUUACUACUAGUGCCUUGGAUACUCCUUGUCAAAUGUUACGUCCAAGUGAUCACAAUCCUUUCUGUGAUGGUGGUAGUUAUUUACAAAAUACACCAGCGAUUAGGAAAGCUCGGCCUAAUAAUGAUACAUUUGAUUUAGCAGCAAUGGCAACAGACAAUAAUAAUAAUAGUUGUUUAACAAUAUCAAACUCUUCAGUUGAUUCGAAUCAUAAUAUUGAGGUUCAGUCUUCACCAGAAAAAGGACUUUUGUCUUACCACAGUCUUUCAACAUAUAAUAAAGAAAUGUAGGAUAAUUCGAAAAAAAGUGAAGUGAACGAUGUUUGCUCUAUGUUCACUGAUCUUACAGCAUGUACGUUCCAUCCCCAUGCAUCUGUGACUGUUGAAUCAGACAAGAAUUUGGUUCACAUACAACGGCAUGGAUUCUCAAAAACUGUCAUCACACGGGAAGUUUAUGAUGAUUUAUUGAUAACGAUGAGUUUCGACUGUCUAUUUUUUUUCUUUGCUCAAUACUUGAAUUAAUGUAAAGUCACAUCUUGAAAACAAUGUAGAGUUUCCAACUACCAGGAAUACCAUCAUCAAACCCUCGGUGAUUGUACGGCCACCUCAUGGUCAUCCAGGCUAAAAUUACCUUGGCUUAGAAUAUAAACCUAGUCGAAAUAAACUUUGAAAAGCGAUAUGGUUUCCUCCUGAAUAAUUGCCUGUUUCAUUUUUCACGUUUAAGAAAAAUGAGAUAUCAAACAUUUCCUAAAUUAUCUAAGAUUAUUUUCAAACAUAUUUGAGAUCAGCUAUCUUUAAGAAGUUUGUUUACAUAAAACGAGCAAUACACUUUGCAAGUCGCUGUAGUCUGUUCUAACUUUCUAACUGAUUUAUAGGGCUUCCCUACAAAAGCAAACCUAAGUAAGCAUUUAUCAUUUUCUAAAGCGUAUGUAACAGGAUAAUAAUUUGUUGCUUUCUGCUUUCUGUACACUUAUUUCCUUAUAAAACUUUUCGGUGAUCAUCUCCUUUUGUUAAUUCAGACAAUAAAAAAUCAGAAUCAGACUGCAACAAUUAAAUAUCAACGCGUUUAAUUCGACUCAACAAAUACGGAUCAAACGGAAAUGUGUAACUAAUUCUAGGGGAAUCCGUAAAGGCUCACAUGUACAAUUGAUUCAAACUGUUUUUCAUUCGCAGGAGAAAUCUGUAAAAUUUUGUUAACAUUUUUAGAAAUUUUUUAAUGUAUUUACCGUG